Molecule: messenger RNA, 2288 nt
Organism: Blepharisma stoltei
Lineage: Eukaryota; Ciliophora; Heterotrichea; Heterotrichida; Blepharismidae
Source: the annotation of a GenBank genome assembly
AUGGCUCUCGAAUCAAGCAGAAAUCAAGAAGUAAGUGACACUGCAAGCAUUGUCGAAGAAAAAGUUUCAAAAGUGGACGGAGAUAUCGAAAUAAGAAGGUACAAUAAAGGCCGAUUUCUCGGAGGAAGCGGCUUUGCAAAAUAUUAUGAGUUUACAAAUUUGGAAAACCUAAAAGUAGCAACAGCCAAAAUUAUCCCAAAAGCAUCAUUAGUUAAAGCAAGAGCGAAUGAAUGAUUAUUGUCAGAAAUUGAAAUCCACCGCUCCUUGCACCAUCCAAAUAUAGUAAGUUUUGAACAUUUCUUCGAAGACAAUGAAAAUGUUUACAUUUUAUUUGAGCUCUGUAUAAAUCAAACGAUGAACGAACUUCUGAGACGUAGAAAAAGACUUACAGAGCUAGAAGUUCAAUGCUAUUUGAUGCAAAUUAUAUCAGGAAUGAAAUAUCUACACAGUCACCGAGUUAUCCAUAGAGGCUUGAAAUUAGGCAAUUUUUUCCUGUCUGAAAAAAUGGAGGUAAAAAUUGGGGAUUUUGGUACGGCGACCAAGCUGGAUCAUGAUGGGGAAAGGAAAAAGACGAUCUGUGGGACACCAAAUUAUAUUGCACCAGAAAUUUUGGAUGGGAAGCAAGGGUAUUCUUAUGAAGUUGACAUCUGGAGCUUAGGGAUUGUGGCUUAUACACUUUUGGUAGGAAAGCCUCCAUUUGAAACUUCUGAUGUAAAAAACACUUAUAGAAGAAUCCGCAUGAAUGAUUAUUCAUUUCCUGACCAUGUGCCGCUUAGCGAGCAAAGCAAAAGUCUUAUUACGAGGAUACUGGUUAAUGACCCUUCGAAACGGCCGUCAAUUGAUGAGAUGCUGGAUCAUGAGUUUUUCCAUCAAGGAAAUUCUAUACCUAAGCUGCUUCCUCCGUCUACGCUGGCGUGUCCACCAUCUUCAUCAUUUCUUAGACAAUUUCAACCAGGUGCUACAAAUCCUCAGGUUUAUUCAACCGAGAGGCUAACAGAAACUGCACCAAAUAUUUUAGAGCAGUCUUCAUUGGUAAGCACUGAAAGAAUUUCUAGUGCAAAAGAAGAAACUAAUUCCCCUCCCCUUAAUUUAGCUUAUAAAAUUUAUGUCUUAAAACCGAAUAGAAUUAGCUAGAUAUUUUAUUAUAUUAAUUAUCGCUUAUAUAUCAAAAGAAAUUUUGUUUUGUCACAGAGGUGGGCUUUUGGGGAAAAAAAUGGGGAUUUUUUCCAAUGGUUUUGUUAGCUCAUGGAGCGGAGAGUAAGCAGCUUCCGAUGAUAGCGAAUUCUUCACAAGGGAUGGCAAACGCUCCUGAAGUUUUGGUUAAAAAGUGGGUAGAUUAUUCUUCAGAGUACGGACUAGGCUAUUUGCUAAGUAAUGGCUCAGCUGGUAUAUUAUUCAAUGACACCACUAAAGUAAUUUUAGGGCCAGAUGGACAUCUUUUUAAUUAUAUCGAAAGAAAAAUGCCUGAAAAGCAAUAUAUGGUAGCAAAUCAUACGUUAACUGAGUAUCCUAAAGAGCUUCAGGAAAAGGUCACUCUAUUGCAGCAUUUUAUAGAUCAUAUAAGUUAUUUAGAGCGAGACAUAAAAGAAGAAACAGGGGUUGAGGAUGAGAAUACAAUGGCGAACCCAGUCUACGUCAAAAAAUGGAUGAGGACUAAUCAUGCGAUUAUGUUCAGACUGUCAAAUAAAAUUAUCCAGGUCAAUUUCCAGGAUCAUACUGAAAUUAUACUAACUCCCCUCUCCUAAAGUGAACCAAAAAAUUUUGUUCACUCACGGAGGGGGUUAAUUUUGUUUUAAAAACAUUUAUAUAUAAAUUUUAUAGAAAAUUUUUUUUUCGAAAUUUAAAAAAAUCCUAAUUUGCAAAAUUGGGAGGCAAAUAUUAAUUAUAAUUUAUAAAAUUUAUGUUUUUUAAAAAGCAAUUUGUGUUUAAAAUUAACCAGAUUUAGCUUUAGAUUUCAUUAUACUAAUUAUCACUUACAUAUCAAAAUUUUUUCCAUAAAAAAAUUGUUCUAUUAAAAAAAUCUUUGUUCGCUCACGGAGGGUCGAUUUUUGGGCAAGAAAUAGCGAUUUUUCUAAUGGUUUUGUUCACUCACGAAGGGGGGAGUAAGUAACAAAACAAGAAUUGUUACCUAUGUUAAUCAAAAUGGAGAAAGAACUACUUAUCCAUUAGACAUAGCCCAAGAAAGCACAAAUCAUGAGAUGACUAAAAGACUGAAAUACACCAAUGAUAUUCUGACUCAUAUGUUGAACGCUCCCAAUAAGCCAGAUGAAGAGCCAUCACUUGAUUAA